UAAAUACGGCUUGUAUCUGAAGCCAAGCCGGCAGCUGCUUUGGCGCAACCUUGUCUAAUUCCAAGGAUAUUCCAUGCCCGUUCCAGCCUACAACCCAGAGGAAAUGCACGCCGCAAUCAGCUGCUGCUAACCUACCUGGCUGACUAGUUACCCGGCUAUAGCCGGCUAUGGACAGCGCAUCCAUGUCGCUGACGUCGCUGACCAGCCUGGGGCUGUUGCUGCUGCUGCUGAUGGUGUUGGUGAUGUGCGUGCUGUUGGUGUGCCGUUGUUUGGGUCCGCGUGCCGCCAGCUGGAUGCGAAUGCGCUCCAGCAAGGAGGAGAAAAUUGGCCUGUCCAAGCACAAGCUGUUCCAUGCCAACGGCUACAUGGCCAGCAUACAAUCCGGCUCCGAGUUUCUGCUGAGCACCAGCGGCAGCUUCAAGCGCUUCGAUACCAUUGACAAGGACGACCACAAUCGCUCCCAGCAGCAGCUGCUGCAGCUGCAACAACACCACCACCAGCAGCAGCAGCAGCAGCAACAGUUGCUGCUGGGCAAUGGAGGCGAGAACAUGACGACGACGACGACGACACCUUUGUGGAAUCUGCCGCAGGCGGAUGUCAGCAUUCCGCCGCAGCCGCUGCGCCCAGCGCCGGCGCCGGCACCGAACAGCGCCGGGCCAAGCAGCAAGACGGUCACCUUCUCCUUCAGCCAGAUCAAUGAGCUGGACUCGCCCACGACGGAGCCGCGCUCCUGCCCGCGACCAGCUACGGCUGCGGCUGCGGCUGCGGCUGCUCUGCCGCAGCCGCUGGAGGCGCCGCCGCCGCCGCGACUAACGACAUCCGCGUCGGUGACGCUCUCCGCGACGGCCAUACCGCGUCCCAUUGCCAAGCGGCAGGUGUCGCUGCAGCAGGGCAUCAAUCGCAGCACAGAGGCCGCACCGACCCAAUCCCAAUCCCAAUCGCUGUCCCAGUCCGAAUCCCAGCACCAGCCGGAGCGUCGUCCGCCGGCGCUAAAGCGUCGCAAUUCGAGCACGAAUCCCUUUCUGUGCGAAUCCACGGAGCAAUUGCCGCCGCCGACGGCAGAUCCGCCGCACAAUGGCAAUCCCUUCGUGCAUGGCCAGAGCCUGUCCAGCCGCCUGCUCAAGCUGCACAAUGCCAACAAUCCGUUCACGGGGCUGACGCAGCGCGUCAAGGGGCCGCACAUGCUGCAGAAGACCAUCUCGGAGGAUUAUCUGUUCCGCAAGCUGCCCAAUGGACAUGGCGCCGCGAAUGGGAACGGCAACGGCAACGGCAACUCGACCUGGUGCUUUGGUCGCUCGCUGCUCCGGCAGGAUUCGAGCAUCAGCCUGGGCCUGGGCAGGCGGAACAGCUCGCAAAUUUCGCUGGACGGCUCGAUUGAGGGCAUCCAUUUGGAGCACGCGAUCUCCUGCGAUUCGGUCAACUCGGACGCAUCGUCGCUGUGCCUCGAUCAGCUCGAUCAGCCCUAUACGCAAAUCACGGGCUAUCUCUGCGUCAGCCUGCAGUACGACAUGCACAAAAGCAGCAACAGCAGCCAGAACGAGGAGCAGCUGGAGCUGACGGUCAGCGUGCUGGAGGCCAAGGGACUCAUCUGUCCGCUCAGCAUGGGCCUCGACUCGCUGGACACAUUCGUGCGCAUCUACCUGGUGCCCGAUCAUGCGGGCGGCAUGCAGACCAAGGUGGUUAGGUCAACGCUGACGCCAGCGUACAAUGAGAGCUUCAACUUUCGACUGAAGCGCGAGGCGGGCAGGCGGUCGCUCUGGUUCCAUCUGUACCACAAUGGGCCCGCGCACACGCUGAUCGGCGAGGCGGAGAUGGAGAUUGGCGAGAUGUCGCGUCCGAUAACCACAUGGAUACCGUUGUCCGAUUCGCGCAAAUGCAAUGCCCGCUGGGGUGAGCUGAUGUUCUCGCUGAGCUAUCUGCCGACAGCGGAGCGCCUCACCAUAGUCGUGGUGAAGGGACGCAAUCUCAAGCUGGACCUGGAAGCGGAGCAGCAGCAGCAGCAGCAGCAGCAGCAAUCGGGCGCAGUGCAGCACGUGUUUGUCAAGGUCUAUCUGAUGAACAACGACAAGAAGGUGCUGAAGAAGCGCACCUCGCUGAAGCGCAAGGAUCGCUGCCCCAUUUUCAACGAGUCGAUGAUCUUCAGUGUGCCGCCCCAGGGUCUGACCACGGUCCAGCUGCGCCUCACCGUGUUCGGUGUCACGGACAACGGGAUUGUGGCAUUGGGUCAUGUCAUUGCCGGCAGCUGUGCGGUCGGCAAGGGUCUGCGCCACUGGCAUCAGAUGCUCUCCUCGCUGCGCAAGCCGGUGGCCAUGUGGCAUGUGCUCCGACGCGCCGCCAAUCAGCCCGUCUUCAUUGGCGGCGCCGAGGCCGUUGUCGCCGCCAUGCAGAGCACCCUGCAGCGGGCCAGCGCCAAGCGCAAUAGCAUCGUCUAGACGGGUGAGGCGGAUGACACGGAUGGAGCUGUGGCGCGUUGCGGCUGUAGAAGUUGGAGCGACAACUGGUGAGGGAGCUGGAGCGGGAGCAGAAAAUGGAGCGUGAACUGAAGCAGGAAGUGGAGCUAGAGCUGGAGCGAGAACUAGAGCAGGAACUGAAGCAGGAACUGGAGCAAAAUCUGGAGUAAGACCUGAAGUAAGAGCUGGAGUCAGAGCUGAAGCAGGAACUAUAGCAGGAACUGGAGCAGGAACUGGAGCAGGAACUGGAGUCAGAGCUGAAGCAGGAACUGGAGCGAGAGCUAGAGCAAGAGCUGGAGCGAGAGCUGGAGUCAUAGCUGAAGCAGGAACUUGAGCGAGAACUGGAGCAGGAACUAGAGCAGGAACUGGAGCAAGAGCUGAAGUCAGAGCUGAGGUAAGAACUUGAGCGAGAACUGAAGCAAGAGCAAGACCUUGAGCGAGAACUGGAGCAGGAACUGGAGCAAAAGCUUAAGCGAGACUUGCAGCCAGAACUGGAGCAGGAACUUGAGCAGGAACUUGAGCGAGAACUGGAGCGAGAACUGGAGCAGGAACUGGAGCGAGAACUGGAGCAGGAACUGAAAUGGUAACUGGAAUUGGAUCUCCAGCGAGAACUCAAGCGUAAGCCAGAUUAAGAGUUGCAUCUUAAUGCAAGGAUGUGCGAUUGCAUUUAGACAGAAGUCACAUUCUGCCUCGGUCAAGCCCUCAGCCACGCCCACAAACCACACACACUAUACCCACCAGCCACAUCCCGUAUCCAACUGCCAUGUGGCCUUGUCCCAGCUCCAAGAUGGCAGCGUCUGCAUUGCAUUUACUAAAUUUCUUACUUUUCUACAAGUUUCCUAAAGCCAAACUUAACAGAAACCCCGCACCAAAGGACAAAUCGAGCCUAUUAACUAGUUAUAU
This is a messenger RNA of Drosophila montana, 3353 nucleotides long. It is a transcript of the gene Syt12, whose product is annotated as Synaptotagmin 12. Gene Ontology annotation, molecular function: calcium-dependent phospholipid binding; clathrin binding; phosphatidylserine binding. The record is from RefSeq and is a predicted model, not a curated record. Gene Ontology annotation, cellular component: exocytic vesicle; plasma membrane. The transcript has 5 exons. Bases 168 to 2432 code for a protein of 754 amino acids. NCBI's taxonomy places the organism in Eukaryota, Metazoa, Arthropoda, Insecta, Diptera, Drosophilidae. Gene Ontology annotation, biological process: regulation of dopamine secretion; cellular response to calcium ion; calcium-ion regulated exocytosis.